AUGGAUUUGGAGAUGCUAAUUCAUCCCGCCCACGCCCAGGCCAGCCCCGGCCCCGGGAGGACCAGGCCCGCCGCCGCCGCCGCCCGUAAACGGGCACUUCUGGCAGCCAACGAGGAGGAGGACCGAGAGAUCCGAAAGCUGGAGCGGUGCCUCGGCUUGAACAAGCGCAAAAGGAAGGGCGACGACAGCUCCGUGCCGCUCAGCUUUGCUCGCGAUGGGCUCGACUACAUCCUGGGAGCCCUGGGGUCGGGGGGAAAUGGGGGCUUGUACGAAAGCAGCAGUGAGGAAGAGGACGCUGGGCCGACGCUCCCCGAAAGCGACUUGGAGAGUGACACCGAGGACGACAGGGUGGAGGACGAGCAGGAGGUAGAAGCGGGAGCGCAGAGCGAGGAAGAAGAGGAGGGGGACAUGCGGGAGGAACAGCCAGAAUCCGACGAGGCAGGAGGGAGAGCGGAGGAGGCGGCGGCGGGGAAGAGAGUCCGUUUUGCAGAGGAUGAAGAAAGGAGCGGAAACUCCUCGGAGGACGCUGACACAACAGCUCAGCUUCUUUGCGAAGAUGGUGAGAAGUACAUCCCACCUCACGUGAGGCAAGCUGAGGAGACCGUGGAUGCCCAGAAGCGGGAAGAACGGGAAAGGCUAAAGAAGCACGUCAGAGGCCUGCUCAACAGGUUGAGCGAGCCCAACAUGGCCUCCAUAAGUGGACAGCUGGAGGAGCUGUACAUGGCCCACAGCAGGAAGGACGUGAGCGACACUCUGACGGGCGCCCUCCUGAGCGCCUGUGCCCCGGCUGUGCCCGUGCCCGGCAGGCUGGUGAUGGAACACGUCCUCCUGGUCAGCGUCCUUCACCACACGGUGGGAGUCGAGGUUGGAGCUCAUUUUCUGGAAGCCGUGGUGAGGAAGUUUGAUGACGUCUACAGAAACGGAAGUGAGGGCAAAGAGUGUGACAACCUCUUCACCAUCGUCGCCCAUUUAUAUAACUUCCACGUGGUGCAUUCUCUGCUCGUCUUUGACAUUUUGAAAAAACUAAUCAGAACUUUCACAGAAAAAGAUAUUGAACUGAUCCUUUUAAUGCUGAAAAAUGUGGGCUUUUCGCUGAGAAAAGAUGAUGCUUUGUCACUUAAAGAACUGAUCUCCGAGACCCAGGCUAAAGCCAGCGGGGCGGGCAGCCAGUUCCAGGACCAGACCAGGAUUCGAUUCAUGCUGGAGACGAUGUUGGCCCUGAAGAACAACGACAUGCGGAAGAUCCCGGGCUACGACCCCGAGCCCGUGGAGAGGCUGCGGAAGGCGCAGAGGGCCCUGGUGCGCAGCGCCAGCUCGGGCACGGAAGCACAGCUGCGGGUCUCCUGGGACAGCGUCCUGAACGCCGAGCGGACCGGGCGCUGGUGGAUCGUGGGGUCCGCCUGGACUGGGGCGCCUAUGAUUGACAGCUCUCAGCAGAAGGUCGCACAGAAGCAGCUUGCAGGCACGGUUAGCACGAAGAUGCUGGACCUCGCCCGUAAGCAGAGAAUGAACACCGAUGUCAGGAGAACCAUCUUCUGCACGAUAAUGACUAGCGAGGACUUCUUGGACGCAUUUGAGAAGCUUCUAAAGCUUGGACUUAAGGACCAGCAGGAGAGGGAAAUAGUGCACGUCCUCGUGGACUGCUGCCUUCAAGAGAAGACGUACAACCCGUUCUACGCUUUCCUGGCUGGCCGGCUCUGCGACUGUGAGAGGAGGCUUCAGAUGACUUUUCAGUUCAGCAUAUGGGACAAAUUUCGAGAUUUAGAAAAUUUGCCAGCCACUAACUUUUCUAACUUGGUUCAUCUGGUGGCCCACCUACUGAAGACGAAGUCACUGCCACUUUCCGUUUUAAAGGUGGUUGAAUUCAGUGAAUUAGACAAACCCAGAGUCCACUUUUUACGGAAAGUGUUACAUAUUCUGUUAACGGAAACAGAAGUUGAAGAUCUUGGUGUAAUUUUUACAAGGGUGGCCGACAACCCGAAGCUGGGCAUGCUGCGCGAGGGCCUGAAGCUCUUCAUCAGCCACUUC
Pteropus alecto (black flying fox) is the source of this 2028-nucleotide messenger RNA. It is a transcript of the gene NOM1, whose product is annotated as nucleolar protein with MIF4G domain 1. Gene Ontology annotation, molecular function: RNA binding; protein binding. The record is from RefSeq and is a predicted model, not a curated record. Lineage: Eukaryota; Metazoa; Chordata; Mammalia; Chiroptera; Pteropodidae. Gene Ontology annotation, cellular component: nucleolus. The annotation marks the transcript as partial. The transcript has 12 exons. Gene Ontology annotation, biological process: ribosomal small subunit biogenesis.